Haemonchus placei is the source of this 1158-nucleotide messenger RNA. Lineage: Eukaryota; Metazoa; Nematoda; Chromadorea; Rhabditida; Trichostrongylidae. The record is from the annotation of a GenBank genome assembly.
AUGUCGUACGAGACGAUCUCGGUGCGAAUGAAUCGCAGCGAUCCGAAAAUCAGAUGGGGAUUCACGUUGCGACAACAAGGAGCCAAGCUCGCCGUGGCUACAAGUUCUUGUUCUCAAGAUAUCAUUGGGAAUUCUGUGAUCCAUCGACUUGUGGCCCUAUCUGGGUUCUUUCCUGGGAAUGAGUUCUGGAAUAUAAAGAACUACUUUAAAGUGCUGAACUUCUUACGAAAGGAACGCUUAUUUCUCUGUAACGAUGAACAGGCUGAGUGCUCAUUCGAAAGUUUAAUGGGAAAGGAAGAGAAACAUGAAGACGUUGGAACAGCUGUGGGAACAUGUAAUGUAGUCACAACACAUGUGGAAGUGAUGUUCCGUCUUCCUCAUGUCUUUUACGUUACAUCACACACAUGCCUUCCAUGGACGCUGACGGAGCAAGACAACAAACUGGUCGUGGACGAAGUGCGGCCGGGUUUCGGUACUGGAUUCGGCACGGGUUCCACCUUCGGAAAUCGUGCAGUCAAGCACUCGUCUCAAUACAAUUCAUCAUGGGAUAGAUCCUCAAGGGAACGAUCUAUCCCAAUACAGCAACAACGUACCAGCCAACAUGACAACUACACUUCUCGCAGGGGAACGGUUAUAUUCCUACUUAUUCCUCACAAGGCAAAACAAACUACGAAUCCGGAUCACGAGACAGCAGCCGAACUCACCAAGGAACUGUUGGUGCUGGUGGUGGCUACUCCUCAAAUAUUAAUCAAAAUUAUACUACCAAAUUCGGCAAUGAUCGCUAUUCAACACUCAAUCAUACAACGCCUGCUGCUCAAAAUUACAGGUGGAACUCGCAUCUACUACCAUUCACCUUCUCCUCGAACACGCCGUGAACUAGCUCCAAACGCUUCUAUUGAACACUUACUGCAUAGAACACCGGAAAAUGUCCAACCUGUAAGAUCGGCAUCGGCGACAGAGCAGUACAUUCACCAAUCAGAGCGUCCUACGGAAAUGUCGACCACUUUCCGUUCUCACUCACCUGCUUACUUGACAUCUGAAGCGAAGAGGUUGAUCGAAGAACAAGCGCAGGGAAGAGAUCACAGGGUCGCUUCGCCUUCAGCUCAAUCAUCAUCAUUCAAACGGAUCAGUCAAGCUGUAGGGCAACCGGUGAAAUAA